Messenger RNA from Aspergillus chevalieri, 1593 nucleotides. RefSeq lists its product as uncharacterized. Gene Ontology annotation, molecular function: zinc ion binding; DNA binding. Lineage: Eukaryota; Fungi; Ascomycota; Eurotiomycetes; Eurotiales; Aspergillaceae. The transcript has a single exon. Gene Ontology annotation, cellular component: nucleus. The record is from RefSeq and is a predicted model, not a curated record. Bases 1 to 1593 code for a protein of 530 amino acids.
AUGACUGAAAUACCGAAGGAAAAACGUCUAGAAUUGGCCAUUGAGGCUUUUCAUAAAGGCCAAUUCCCAUCAAAAACGGCCUGUGCAAAAGCCUUUGAUGUGCCUCCAAGGACCCUCAUGACUCGCCUCGAUGGGACUGUCUCUCGCCAACAUACAAUUGCAAAUUGUCGCAAGCUAUCAAAUACUGAAGAAGAAUCCCUUAAAAACUGGAUUCUAGACAUGGAUAAACGUGGUCUACCCCUUCGAGUAUCAAAUGUACGCCAUCUUGCUCAGCUUUUAUUAUCCGCGCGGUCUAAGCCAUCAAAAGACAUCUCUAUCAGCGAGAAAUGGGUCUCCCGAUUUAUUCAACGCCAUCCUGAGCUCAAAUCCAAAUAUACCCGCCAAUAUGACUAUCAGCGUGCCAAAUGUGAAGAUCCGGAGCUUAUAAAAGGCUGGUUUAAUCGUGUUCAAGAGACUAUCCUGAGAUACGGCAUUGCAGAGCAGGAUAUAUACAAUAUGGAUGAAACUGGCUUUCAAAUGGGAGUGGCAUCAACUGCAAAGGUUAUUUGUGGAUCAGAGACAAGAGAUAGCCAUGCCAAAUCUAUCCAGCCUGGAAAUCGCGAGUGGAUUACCAUAAUAAUUGCCAUAAAUGCCUCUGGACAUGCUCUACCUCCGCAAAUCAUUAUGGCUGGGAAAAAGCAUCAAUCUCAGUGGUAUUCAGCUAUUCCAAAGGAAUAUAGAAUCAGCUUGAGCGAUAAUGGCUGGACUAAUGAUAUUCUGGGAUUUGAAUGGCUUCAGGAGAUGUUUGAGAAGCAUACUGCUUCUCAGACAGCUGGCAGAUAUCGUCUUUUAAUUCUUGACGGCCAUAGCAGUCAUGCCACUGCUAGUUUUGAUCAAUUCUGCACUGAGAGAAGGAUUAUUCCGUUAUAUAUGCCUCCUCAUUCAUCUCAUCUACUUCAACCGCUUGAUAUAAGCUGUUUUGCGCCACUCAAGCAUUAUUACGGCCAGAAAGUCAGAGAGAUGGCAGAAAACAACAUCCAUGCCAUUGAUAAACAAGACUUCAUAUCUAUCUACUCCAGCAUCCAUGGCCGUGCAUUCUCUAAGGCCAAUAUAUUGAGUGCAUUUGCAGCUGCUGGUCUUAUUCCUUUUAAACCAGAGAGAGUUCUUGCAAAACUCAACAUCAAGACACCGACACCACCUUCUUCCUCAUCCAGCAACCAAUCCUUUUAUUUAGGAAGAACACCAGUCAAUCUCUAUCAGUUGAAUCAGCAGAAAAAGCAGAUUCAAGAACUUCAAAGCCAAUCCCUAUCUUCAGUUGUUGCAGAGCAGAUGCUUGAAAAGUUUAUAAAGAGCACAGAAGUCGCAAUGCAGGAUGCUAUUCUAUUAAGACAGGGAUUCCAUCAGCUCCACACGUCAAAUAAGCAUCAGAAAGGGAAGAAGAAUAUGACACGAGCCUUUAUUCAAGAUGGAGGUAGUCUAACUGGCUCUGAAGGUCAGCAAAGGUUGAUUGAGAGGGAGGCGAUACAGGAGCCAUCAAGAAGGCCACGGCGGCCAGCACGAUGCAGCAACUGCAAUGAAGAAGGCCAUAAUAGGUUAAAAUGUCCUGCUAAAUAG